AUUAUUGCGAUCUCGAUUGGAUCUUAGAGUCUCACUCCGACCUGCAAAACGGUUGCGCGCGCGUUCAUGCGCUAUCCACAGAACAGGCGUUCUUUGUUUACAAACAAUAUCUCAUUAGCCCUCGUGUUUUUGUCAGCCGCUUACCAAUUUCAUCACUGGACACGGACUUUUAGAGAUAGCAGAAGGCGAGAUGGCGUUGAUCACAGAAGGACUCGAUCUAGAGAGAGAGUAUUCACCCAGCAAGUGGUCGCAGAGAUUUUCCUCUCCGAAAGAAGUUAUAGAGCAUCACGUCAACUUCGUUACUGCAGCAAGUGAAGCCGCGGUCAACAGCGUGCCCAACAAAUUGGAGAUCGAGUAUGGUUGUACUCCGGGACAGAAGCUGGACAUCUUGGGAACAGAUCUCCCUGAUAACUCCCCUAUCCUAGUUUUCAUCCACGGCGGUUACUGGCAGAUGCUAUCGCGCGAGCUCUCCCGCUACCUCGCCCAGCCUCUCCAUCGGUUUAGGAUCAAGACGAUCGUGGUGGGCUACGACCUGUGCCCUGUUGCAACGCUGCCAGAAAUCCUUAACCAGACACAGAAUGCUGCCAAAUUUGUUUUUGAAUACGCAGAGAAGAUGGGCUCAAGAGGAGUAUACUUCGCUGGGCAUUCAGCGGGAGCUCAUCUGGUUGCAAAGCUGCUCGCAAAUUCGGACUUUCUCGAUAGGACACCGGGAUCUCAGCGUCUACAAGGAGCUUUCCUGAUCUCUGGAAUAUUCGACUUAAGAGAAUUAGUUCACACAUCCGUUAAUCUAGCAGUACAGUUGCCUGAAGAAUGGUCUGUCCCGCUCUCUCCUCAAUUCGAUUGCUUCACACAUCUUCAAGCGAGAAGAGUGCGGGUGUACAUUAUAGCGGGGCAAUAUGACAGCCCAACGUUUAAAAAACAAUCGAGGGAGUUUUACGAACUCUUGCACAACACCUGCCUAAUGCAGAACAUGUACUUGGAAAUCAAAGAUGAUUUUGACCACUUUAAUAUCGUGGAGUGUUUUGCUCAAGAUGAUAAUUAUCUCAGGAAUCUGCUAGUGCACGAUAUUCGUAAGCAUCUUUAAGUUACAUGUAACUUGCGAGUACAAUUGGUAUAAUAAGAGGAUUCAUAUAUUUUUGUGAUGGAGUUGAUGUUUGUUGAAUGAACAAAUUGUUAUUUACGUGAAAUGGUUUAUUUUCUUGUGUUAAGACUUAAAAAUCUCUAUAGGUACUAGCUUAUGUACUGAACACUUAAGUUAUUUGUAUGUUACGUAACUGCAUUUAAAAUAAUAAUUGAAAAAGUACUAAAAUGUAGAAUUGAGAAUGCUAAUAAAAUAAGCAUAAGCAGUUUCUUCCUUCCUAACCCCGUAAAGUAACUCCGAUGUUGAAAGGUGUAAUAAAGUGUGUAUUGUUAUUAUUAAAAAAAUCUGUUUAUUUGGUCUGUAUGACCUUAAUAUCGCUGUAAUGUACCUACUCUGUUCUAUUAUUUCUAAAUACUUCACAUGAUGUAAACAUUUUAUUAAGAGAAACUGUGAGAUGCGUUUUCCUAUAAAAAUAUGGGGACAUAAGUACCUACUUUAUCUAAUUGGCUGCCUAUAUUCACACAUAAUAGGUAUAGGUAAUACAUAUCAUUAUGUUUGUAAAAGAUAUUUGCGUGAAUAACUUGAGUGUCUAUAAUUUCAGUGACUCAUAGUUUUAAGGAAUAGAUGCGCUAGAAUAAAAUAUCAUCUGUUGUAGGUACCUAUGGCUUGCAAAAAAAUUCAAAUUAUUGGAUAAAAUAUAUUAUGCCUAAUCUGUUGUAUUUGUGCUAAGAAAUUAAUGUACCUAGGAUAAAUAAUAAUAAUAAUAAGGCAUUUUUAAUUUGUAAUUAAAACUUACCUAGUAAAUAAUAUACAGUUGUGCAUAUUUUUAUUAUUUUAUAAUAAUGACGAUUAAUAAAAAUCUAAAAUAUU
Messenger RNA from Maniola jurtina (meadow brown), 1951 nucleotides. RefSeq names its product kynurenine formamidase. NCBI's taxonomy places the organism in Eukaryota, Metazoa, Arthropoda, Insecta, Lepidoptera, Nymphalidae. Gene Ontology annotation, molecular function: hydrolase activity. Bases 191 to 1084 code for a protein of 297 amino acids. The transcript is spliced from 5 exons. The record is from RefSeq and is a predicted model, not a curated record.